Merops nubicus (carmine bee-eater) is the source of this 633-nucleotide messenger RNA. RefSeq names its product chymotrypsin-like elastase family, member 1 (gene CELA1). Gene Ontology annotation, biological process: proteolysis. The annotation marks the transcript as partial. Gene Ontology annotation, molecular function: serine-type endopeptidase activity. The record is from RefSeq and is a predicted model, not a curated record. NCBI's taxonomy places the organism in Eukaryota, Metazoa, Chordata, Aves, Coraciiformes, Meropidae. The transcript has 6 exons.
AUGCUGCAGCUCGUGCUCCUCGCCGCCCUCGCCCUCUGCGGGCGCUGCUCCGAGCUGGACCUGGAUGAGAUGCAACGGGUGGUCGGUGGGACCGAGGCGCGUUCGCACGCCUGGCCCUCCCAGAUCUCCCUCCAGUACUCCUCCGGUGGCGGCUGGUAUCACACCUGCGGAGGGUCCCUCAUCCGGAGAAACUGGGUGAUGACAGCAGCCCAUUGUGUGGACCACCAAAUGACUUUCCGUGUCGUGGCUGGCGAGCACAACCUCAACACCAACGAUGGCAGCGAGCAGAUCUUCGGCGUGAGCAAGAUCAUCAUCCAUCCUUACUGGAACAGCAACAACGCCGCUGGGGGCUACGACAUCGCCCUGCUUCGCCUGUCCGGCUCCGCCACCAUUAACCAGUACGUGCAGCUGGCGGUGCUGCCCCAGGCAGGAACCAUCCUGCCCAACGACUACCCCUGCUACAUCACCGGCUGGGGGCUCACCCGCAGCAACGGGCAGCUCUCCAACGUCCUGCUGCAGGCCUACCUGCCCGUGGUGGACUACCAGAUCUGCUCCAGCCCCUCCUACUGGGGCUCCACCGUCAAGGACACCAUGGUCUGUGCCGGCGGUGACGGCGUUCGCUCCGGCUGCCAG